This is a messenger RNA of Uloborus diversus, 1407 nucleotides long. Its product is annotated as acetylcholine receptor subunit alpha-like. Gene Ontology annotation, biological process: regulation of membrane potential; monoatomic ion transmembrane transport; signal transduction. The record is from RefSeq and is a predicted model, not a curated record. NCBI's taxonomy places the organism in Eukaryota, Metazoa, Arthropoda, Arachnida, Araneae, Uloboridae. The transcript is spliced from 6 exons. Gene Ontology annotation, molecular function: transmembrane signaling receptor activity; acetylcholine-gated monoatomic cation-selective channel activity. Gene Ontology annotation, cellular component: synapse; postsynaptic membrane; neuron projection. The coding region runs from base 16 to 1407 and encodes 463 amino acids.
CUUGUCAGACCCGUCAUGAACGUUACAGAUCCGCUAACAGUACACAUCAAGCUGAAAUUGUCACAGCUCAUUGAAGUGAAUCUUAAGAAUCAAAUCAUGACUACAAACCUGUGGGUGGAGCAGUACUGGCACGACUACAAAUUGACAUGGGAGCCGAGAGAAUACGGUGGAGUCGACAUGUUACAUGUUCCUUCGGACCACAUAUGGAGGCCUGAUAUAGUGCUUUAUAAUAAUGCCGACGGAAAUUUCGAAGUGACUUUAGAAACAAAAGCCCAACUCAACAACCGUGGCAUGAUUCAGUGGAAGCCUCCAGCAAUAUACAAAAGUUCUUGUGAGAUUGAUGUGGAGUUCUUCCCUUUCGAUGUUCAAACCUGCCUCAUGAAAUUCGGAUCUUGGACAUAUGACGGAUUUAAGGUGGAUCUUCGGCAUAAGGAUGAAGUGAAAGGGACCAAUUUAGUGGAUAUCGGGAUCGAUCUCACCGAAUUCUACCUCAGUGUCGAAUGGGACAUACUAGAAGUUCCUGCUGUUCGCCAUGAAAAAUAUUACACUUGCUGUGAAGAGCCUUAUGUGGACAUAACUUUUAAUAUCAGCAUGCGCCGCAAAACUCUCUUUUACACUGUCAAUCUCAUCAUUCCUUGUAUGGGAAUUUCGUUUCUGACGGUUCUGGUAUUUUACUUACCAUCAGACAGUGGCGAAAAGGUGACCCUUAGCAUUUCGAUCCUGCUAUCGCUGACUGUGUUCUUCUUAUUGUUAGCAGAAAUCAUCCCGCCCACUUCUCUGGUGGUGCCUUUGCUCGGCAAAUAUCUUCUCUUCACCAUGAUUCUCGUUACGCUGUCGAUAUGUGUAACAGUUGUUGUUCUAAAUGUGCACUUUCGAACCUCCUCGACGCACAAAAUGGCGCCGUGGGUGAAGCGCGUCUUCCUCCAGAUCCUGCCACGCCUGCUGCUCAUGCGCAGGCCUUUGUAUUCGGCUGACCCGCGCAAGUUCGGUGACAACCGAAACUCCUGCAACGGAGGUGAUCCACCAUGCCGAAUCCAUGGGUAUGCGCCCGCCAAAGACGAUGAUGAAGGCAGCUCUUUGUCUGUGCCAGAACCCGAAGCCAGCCCUGCUUCUGGGCAAACCCUGAGACUUCAUUUUUGUCCAGAAUUCCAACGUGCUAUGGAGUCGGUGCAUUUCAUUGCAGACCAUACCAGAAGAUAUGAGGAACAUAUAAGUGUAAAAGAAGACUGGAAAUACGUGGCAAUGGUUCUGGAUCGGCUGUUUCUUUGGAUUUUCACUGUUGCUGUCCUCGUGGGAACGUGUGGCAUCAUUCUGCAUGCCCCUACACUUUAUGAUACCCGGGAACCCAUCGAUGUCAAACUCUCCGAAGUAGCCAUGGCUACAAUGCACCACCACCGACGAACAUGA